This is a messenger RNA of Parastagonospora nodorum SN15, 330 nucleotides long. RefSeq lists its product as hypothetical. NCBI's taxonomy places the organism in Eukaryota, Fungi, Ascomycota, Dothideomycetes, Pleosporales, Phaeosphaeriaceae. The coding region runs from base 1 to 330 and encodes 109 amino acids. The transcript is spliced from 2 exons. The record is from RefSeq and is a predicted model, not a curated record.
AUGUUCUCGGGCACUGAUUGCCCCACCUCGACCAUACAGCACUGGACGAUUGACGUGCGCACAGCCUUAUUCAGCCAGUCAGAUGAGAGGUGGUUUACUCGAUUCGAGGACCUCACUCCACUGCUGCUACCCCAUCCCACGUCUUGUCCGGUCCGUAAGCGCGAAGUAUGUCAAAAUCUUCCUGGCCACUUCAUGAAGAAGAAUCAGGCUGCAGCCGAUAUGCUGUUGAGUCCGACGCGCAAAGCACAGGGAACUACCACAACGUCCUUUGCACUGCGCCCCUGGAUCAACAAGGCAGCUACACACGUUUCUCCACUCAUAGCCUCAUGA